Messenger RNA from Aureobasidium uvarum, 399 nucleotides. The record is from the annotation of a GenBank genome assembly. NCBI's taxonomy places the organism in Eukaryota, Fungi, Ascomycota, Dothideomycetes, Dothideales, Saccotheciaceae.
AUGUCGAAGAUCACUGUCGCCGGAGUGCGCACCAACGUGCAGGAGCUCCUCAACUACUCCCAGAAUGAGAAGAAGCGCAACUUCCUCGAGACCGUCGAGCUCCAGAUCGGCCUCAAGAACUACGACCCCCAGCGUGACAAGCGUUUCUCGGGUACCGUCAAGCUCCCCAAGCACGAUAUCGACCGUGCCAAGCACUUCGGUGUUGAUGCCAUGUCCGCUGAGGACUUGAGAAAGCUCAACAAGAACAAGAAGCUGAUCAAGAAGCUCGCUCGCAAGUACGACGCCUUCAUCGCUUCCGAGGCUCUCAUCAAGCAGAUUCCUCGUCUCUUGGGUCCCGGUCUUUCCAAGGGUAAGCGCAAUCGCAUCUACUAUAAACUCCAUCAAAAGAGCAUCGACUAA